AUGGAGGUGUCUUCGGAGCCACAUCACCAACCAAAUCAUCAGAGUCAUCAUCACCAAGCUCGGCCCGCCCAUGCUGCUGUCUCCUCUCUAGUCCCAUGCAGCUUCUUUCGAUCUCCACCUCAGCUUGACAGCUCUGGGCUCUGCUAUGGAGUUGAAGGAGAGACUGUGGGGCUCUACUCUCAGUGGUCUGUCAUGCCACUGAAGUCUGAUGGGUCUCUUUGCAUUAUGGAAGCCCUCGGCAGAUCACAGCAGCAAGGAAUGGUGCCAUCUCCAUCCCCAAAACUGGAAGACUUGUUAGGUGGUGGUCCAAACAUGGGGUCCCAUCAUCAGUUUGGGAACAAUGACGGAGAAGCAAUGGCCUUGAGCUUGGACAGCGUAUGCUACCACCAAAACUCACAGCCUUCGGGCGGUAGAAGCCAUCCCUUAGAGCUCCUCCAGGUGCAGCAGCAUCAGCAGGAGCAUCAAUACUUCCAGCCAUUGCAAGAAGGCUUGUGCUCUGGUUUAGCAGGCCAUGGAGUGUAUCAUGGUCCAUUGGAGGAACCAAUGGCAGAUGAUGGGAUCCCAAGCUUGAAAAAACUGGGUAGCUGGGCACUAUAA
This is a messenger RNA of Phoenix dactylifera (date palm), 597 nucleotides long. NCBI's taxonomy places the organism in Eukaryota, Viridiplantae, Streptophyta, Magnoliopsida, Arecales, Arecaceae. The record is from RefSeq and is a predicted model, not a curated record.